Pseudomyrmex gracilis is the source of this 3039-nucleotide messenger RNA. Its product is annotated as coiled-coil domain-containing protein 191. Bases 273 to 2288 code for a protein of 671 amino acids. Gene Ontology annotation, molecular function: phosphatase binding. NCBI's taxonomy places the organism in Eukaryota, Metazoa, Arthropoda, Insecta, Hymenoptera, Formicidae. The transcript has 5 exons. The record is from RefSeq and is a predicted model, not a curated record.
UAGCGCCGCGUAUGUUUACGGCGUUAUUUUUAUUCCCAUUUCGCGCGACAAUUAUUUUUUUUUUCCUACUCCUCUUCCAUCACUCUAUCGAAUCUUUCAAGGGUUAGGCCGUUUACCUUGGAGGGUCGGGGAACUCUCUGAAACUUCCCUUAACAACAGAAAACAAACCACGCAUAAACACAGAAGUUGGCACAAGCCAGACGACAUAAACAGAUCAAUACCGGGCGACAAAUAUAUUGUGACAAUAUAUCACUUCUCAAACUCGUGCGAACAUGGUGCAGUUCGAUGAAGCGAGGAAGUUAAUGGACGAGAUGAUGAAGGUGACAAUUUUCCAGCCAGCCGAUAAACGGCGGAUGUCGGAGGAUGUGAGAAAAGCACUUCUCGAUCCGAAUUUGAUCAUGGACGCGAGGCACAAGAUAUAUCGCGAAAAUCCGCGCGUUUCUUCAGUAAGAGCUUCGGUGUUAACGGAAGCACAGAGAAUACUAACGCAGGAGGAAACGAGAGAGUUGCAAAUGAAGAAGGAACAAUCCUUCAUAGACAGGGAACUACGCAGGUUUGAGCAGGAUCUGCGAAAAUCUCGGCCAAAAUUUUUUCGCAAAUCCUGCAGCAAGAAGAGCAUAGCCAGCUCGGACGACGAAAAUUUCUGGGGAACAACCAGCAGACUCAAGCGGAUUACUCUAAAUAUGAAGAAAUGCGAGACAGCCGAACAAAAAGUCUCGAUUAUCCGAAAGAAAACUAAGCGAGUUAAUAUUUCCUCAAAUGUUGAAUCAGCGGAUAUCGCGCAACGUCCGAUACACGAGGUCGAGAGAGCGCUCUUCGGUAGCAUCAAAGUGACGAUCAAGGACAAACGAUCGAGCUGCGAAUCGCGUGAAUCUCGUGAAUCGCGCGUUUUGCGGUUGUGCUUCGAGGUUCUUCGGGAAAACGCGCGGGACAGGCGACGUCUUCGCGAGAUCAGGGCCAGCAUACAGAGCGUCGCGUCUCGACGAAAACUGAAAUCGUGCGUUCGCGCGUGGAAAACGCACGUGGAAAAAGCGAAGGCUGAGCGGGAACGCGUCGCGGAGAAUUCCGAAAUGCAAAAAAUCAAGACGCUCAUCGACGUUAUCGCGGAAACGCAGAAGGAACUGAAGACGCGAAAAACGGAGACGAUGAGAGGAACCUCCGCGAGGAAUAUAGAAGAGAAGAAGAAGAUUUCGUCGAGGCCGUGCGCCAUCGUCGAAUCGCCGGCGCAGAAUCGACUGAACGCGCAGAAAGAGAUCAUUCGCAAGCAAAAGCUGAAACUGGCCGAGCAAGACAAGAUCAUCGAGGAACUGACGUUGAAACAGGUGCGGGAGGAGAUAAUGAAAGCCAGCGAGGAGACGAUGAACGCGGCCAAGGAGACUCUGACUCACUGCGGUCAACAGACCAGAAGAACUCUGAUCCAACUGAUGAGACAAGCGGGCUACAGAGACAAGUCUCUGACGGCGCCUGUACGGGUGCCAAGCCCGCCUAGAUUUCUAGCGAGGAUGGAGGCGCGGGCGGAAGCGAGGAGAAACAGAGUUAAGCUGCGCGAAGAAGCGCGGCGGAAGAAGCUGGAGGACGAACGGAGGAAGGAAGAGGCCGCCAGGCAGGAGGCGGAGCUAGAGAGGAGAAGAUCGCAACAAGAGGCUUUGCGCGAAGCGAAAAGACUGCGCGAGGAACGUGAGCAGCAACGAGCGCGCGAAAUCGAAAGGUUCAAGAACCUAAAUGCCAUGGCGGAAGAGUUUUAUCGCAAGUACUUGUUGCGACGUUACAUCAUGGAUCCGUUUGUCGCGCUCGUCGAAACGAAGAACAAUCAUAUGAGCAAAGCCGAGACCCAUCACAAGCAAUCCUUGAUGCGAAAAACGUUCGCGGAUUGGCGAACGGAGACGGAACGUCAAAUUCAGAUCGGGAUCGAGUUGGCCGUGUCGCUUCACAACAGGAACCUGCUGUGGCGCGCGUUGCAAACGUGGAGAGAGAUGACGCGAGACGAGAAGAGGAAGGCGCAAGUGGCUAGAGACUUUUCCGACAUGAGAUUGCAGAGCAAAUGCUUUAAACUGUGGAGAGUGAAGACCGUGGACUACAAAACGGAACGAUUGCGGAGAGAACGUCUGGUCUCGGAACACUACGAAGAGAAAUUGAAAACGAGAUACUUCGGUAUGUGGAGGAGAUAUCCGAAAUUGAUGCCGGACAUCAGGGAGAGCGAGCGAAUAAGGGACGCGUGGCGACAAGCGGUGCGAGAAGUGAUUCCGGAUUUUGAUCCCAGGCAAAGAGGUGUCAUAUUAGAAGACUAAUUGCGUACAGUAACGAAUUUGGAGAAGUAACAUUAGGUUUUUUUCUCACUACCGUUCGACAAUCUUUGGCCUUGUGUGUCCGGACGAGGUAAAUAGUCUCUUAUCUCUAAGAUACACGUAAGAUCGAACAGUAUAUUCCUCUACGCGUUCAACAACGAAAUGCCAUGGCAUUCGAUAAACCUGUACAUUUGUUGUUUGUAGAUUGUUCUUCUUUCACUUGGACUUGUACAUCCCUUAGUAUACAGACUGGUAAUAAUUUAUUAUAUUAUUCGUACAAUGGCCACUUUAUCACAGUUACAAUAAAUAUACAAAUGGUACGCACACUGUUUAACAUUAAGAGAAAUAACGAAUGUAAUGGGAAUCUGGUGCUUUAUCUGGUGAUAUGUCGCUGAGAGAAAGAUGAUCGAGUAUACGCAAAAACGUCAUACGGAAAAACGUACGCGCCGCACCUGCGACGAUGAGUCGACGAAUCCGUGUCGCGUGUAAAGAUAGAACGCAGAAGUUGAAAGGAUGAGGAAAGAGUUGCGCGACGAAACUUAAUACCUAACAUGUAUUCCCCACCUUGCGCUUUGUUUCUCGAACGGACGCGAACGACUAUCGACGCACAAUUCACGACAGAUUUUGGCCUUAAUGUUGUCUUAGUUUGUUCUAAAAUUUGAUUUCAGUAACAUUGUUUUUUCUUUUUUUUUUUUUUGUUUUGUUUUUGUUUUUUGUACGGGCGUGUAGUACAUGUACACUGUGCGAAGUAAAC